Globicephala melas (long-finned pilot whale) is the source of this 1197-nucleotide messenger RNA. RefSeq names its product large ribosomal subunit protein uL18-like. Gene Ontology annotation, biological process: translation; ribosomal large subunit assembly. Lineage: Eukaryota; Metazoa; Chordata; Mammalia; Artiodactyla; Delphinidae. The record is from RefSeq and is a predicted model, not a curated record. Gene Ontology annotation, cellular component: cytosolic large ribosomal subunit; ribosome. Gene Ontology annotation, molecular function: 5S rRNA binding; structural constituent of ribosome.
UUUCCUCCCCGGAGCUGUGCUGGUUCUGCAGCUCAGUGGCGGCUAGGGCCUCUGUUCUGCAGGACGGGGUUUGUUAAAGUUGUCGAGAAUAAGGCCUACUUCAAGAGAUACCAAGUGAAAUUUAGAAGACGGUCAGAGGGAGAAACUGACUACUAUGCUUGGAAACGAUUGGUAAUCCAAGAUAAAAAUAAGUACAACACACCCAAAUACAGAAUGCUAGUUCGUGUAAGAGAUAACGUUGGUCAGAUGGCUUAGGCCCGUAUACAAGGAGAUAUGAUAGCUUGUGCAGCUUGUGCUCGCAAACUCCCAAAGUAUGGCGUGAAGGUUGGCCUGACAAAUUAUGCUGAAGCAUCUUGUACUGGCCUGCUGCUGGCACGCAGGCUUCUUAAUAGGUUUGGCAUGGACAAAAUUUAUGAAGGCCAAGUCGAGGUGACUGGAGGCGAACACAAUGUGGAAAGCAUUGAUGGUCGACCUGGUGCCUUCACCUGUUACUUGGACGCAAGGCUUGCCAGGACUACUACUGGGAAUAAGGUUUCUGGGGCCCUGAACGGAGCUGUCGAUGGAGGCUUGUCUAACCCUCACAGUACCAAACGGUUCCCUGGUUAUGAUUCAGAAAGCAAAGAAUUCAAUGCUGAGGUACACCGUGGAAAGCACAUCAUGGGGCAGAACGUUGCAGGUUAUAUGUGUUACCUGAUCGAAGGAGAGGAAGCUGUUUACGGAAAACAAUUCUCUCAAUACAUAAAGAACAAAGUAACUCCAGACAUAAUGGAGGAGAUGGGUGAGAAAGCUCAGGCUGCAAUACGAGAGAAUCCAGUGUAUGAGAAGAAGCCUAAGGAAGAAAUUGAAAAGAAGAGGUGGGACCGUCCCCAAAUGUCACUUGCCCAGAAGAAGUAUCGGGUAGCUCGGGAGAAGACAAGCUUCCUUAGAGCUCAGGAACGGGCUGCUGAGUUAAUAAACCAAACCACAAUUUCUACGAAGAUUUUUCAGAUAAAGACAGGUGAAGCCCAGCUAGGAAUGCGUAGGAAGGGAGGAAGAAAAGGCUGCCUCCAUGAAGAUCUGGUGUGUGACCCCUAUGAAGAUGUUUCUGCAUCUGAAAGCAAAGAUGACCUAACGUGUAACGCACGACUCGGAACUGUAACGUCCAACGCUACCCAAAGGGCCACAGGUGAUGACGGCAAAGACUACAACAAGGGAUGA